CCCCCCUCCCUCCCUCUCUGUCUCUCUCUCUUUCUCUCAGUCGGUGGCGAUUUGCCUUUGCCGACUAUACAAUCCAACAUGGAGUGAACGCGGAGCGGCGAUGGGGCUCGCGCAGGGCCGUCCUCACCGAGAGCAGCUCGCGACUGCAGCCGCGUCGUUGUCGCCGCGCGCGCGCUCAUCACAGACCGGAGACUCCGACGUCCGCGAGACCCUCGGGUUGGAUUAUACGGUGUCGCGCGCUGGUUAAAGUGCAAAACGAAAAGCAAACAAACACGCUUCUGUUCCAUAAAGCUAGAAGAAAGAAAACUGGGGGGGGAGGACACACCGAGAAACGGGAUCGGUGGGAGACAAAAUGGAGCCUGGACGCUGGUGCGCGCGCGCUCUGGGAUGUUAUUAUUGUAGGUGAAACGAGGGAGAUAAAAUGACCGAGGAAUCGCAACCAGACGAUGACGACUACCUGGUGCGUGUGAAGGCAGUGGUGAUGACGAGGGACGACUCGAGUGGCGGUUGGCUGGCUCAGGAUGGGGGAGGUCUCAGCCGGGUGGGCGUGUGUAAGGUGGCUCCAGCCGAUCUGGACCUCCUUGGCCGUAGCGGGUUUCUCAUUUACGGCGAGAGACUCCGAGACAAGCAGGUGAUACUCAAGUGCUUCCUGAAGAAGGACCUGAUCUACACUAAAGCCACUCCCACCUUCCAUCACUGGCGAGUGGACAACAAAAAGUGCGGCCUGACGUUCCAGAGCCCGGCGGACGCGCGCGCCUUUGACCGCAGCGUCCGGAAGGCUAUCGAAGACCUGACCGAUGGUUCCACCACGUCCUCGUCCACACUACAGAAUGAGACGGAGCUGGGAGACGACGACGUCUUCACGACUGCCACAGACAGCUCGUCUAACUCGUCGCAGAAGAGGGAGCCGUCGCUGCAGACGCUCGCCCCCAUCGGCUUCUGCGAAUCCCGUCACCACCAGUGCAUUCUGGAGCAACUCUACAACCAGCACAGGCACGCUGACCAUUACUUCCUGGACCAGGCGGUGCCGAUGUUCCCCCAUGUUCCUGUGAACUUCCUAGAGGAAGAAGAAGAGCUUGUGCGCAUAAACCCGCGUGAGCGCGCCUGGCUAACGGGCUACGAGGACUACCGUCAUGCCACCACAGGCGCCCACAAACUCCUGUGCCCGGAACCUACGGACGCUUACGUCUCCUUCGCCAAGAGCGAAGCACCCAAACACGACUACACGUACCCGUACCCACACCGGCUCUCUGGAGACGACAGGAAAUCAGGCAUCAGCGGUGGCGUAGUGUCGUGCCAGCCGCGGACCCCCUGGCGCACGGAGGAUGAGCGCGUGCGCUGCGUGUACUGCAGGGACGUGUUCAGCCCGGCACAGAACCGGCGUGGGCAGUGCCAGGAAGCACCGGACCCGGUGGUGGCGCUCAUACGGCGCGUGAGCUUCAUGUGGUGUGCAGACAGUCUGCUGUACCACUGCAUGGCCGACGCCGAGGGCGAGUACUCAGAGCCGUGCUCCUGCGACCCCAGUGACGGGCGCCUUGUACUGCGCUGGCUCGCACUGCUCGGCCUGUCGCUCAUCGCACCCUGCAUGUGCUGCUACGCACCGCUGCGUGCCUGCCAUCGUUGUGCCGUCGCAUGCCACUGCUGCGGCGCCCGACACAAAGCUGCCGGCUGACGCGGACGAGACAGCGACCGAGACGAACCUGAACAACUGUCAGACGGCGACUUUUUUGUUGUUGUUUGUUUGUUUUCUCCAGACUUUUUGGUGCCAUUCAGCUUCUAUGCCAUUAACAAGUAAAUUCCUUUAUAUAGUCAUUUAUAUAUAAUAAACUGUAUAUAUACACAACUGUCUAACGGGCUACAUAUAAAUCUAUACAGAUAAAUAUAUAUAUAUAAAUAUAUAAAUAUAAAUCCAGGACCUUUUAUGUUUUUACAAUAUCCUGGAAUUUAUUAUUUUUUUUAUGCUUCUGUUUGGUCCUGUCGCCGUGGCCGGUCAGUCCGGGGUGACGUCUCUCCCGUCCGAGGCACUAAACUCACACGUGAAUGUCCAAGCAGGCAAAACCUGACACGUGAUGUCUCUGAUGAAAUGGAGACAAAAAUGUGGAAGUUAUUUUUUUUGCUGAAGCCAAAACGAUAUAAGCUGCCGAGCGCGUGUACGGGCCGAAUGUGCCACAGUGAAGUACAACUGUGAUAGAAAAGUGUGUGUAUGUGUGUGUGUGUGUGUGUGUGUGUGUGUGUGUGGAACCUCUGAUCUAGAUUUCUCUAUGAAUGGGUCUUCAACUGUCCUGAUGAUGAUAAUAAUAACUAAAGACAAUCUUUUCAGUAACAGACGCUUUACUUUGCGGUUUGUGUGUAUUUGUGGGUUUUGACUAAAAAAAAACAACAUUUGGAUAAAACAUCAUCGUUACAACGACCAAAACAAGUGAACAUUAUCUUCUGAUGCAAAAUAUACUUAUAAUUCUGUUUCCAUUGACUUUCUUUUUAAAACAAGAUACUACUAAGGAAGCCUCUUGGCUAACGUUCUUUAAUAAAGGUGGGGUCUCCGAUUUUUGAAAGCCAAUGUUGACAUUUGAAAUCACCAAAACAAACACGCCCCUAACCCACCCCUGGGUCCCACCCCUGUAUUGAUAGCUCCGCCCACACAUACAUACGUAACCCAGGCAACUAAUGGAAAGAAACGUGUCUUUAUCAUAGCUGAAGGGAAGAACAAUACGAUUGCAGAUAAACAAACAAGCAAAAAUGACACACAAACAUAAUCAUGUAAAGGACAAAGACAUAUAUUAGUUCUGUGUAACAAAGCAAAACCAACGUUACUCAUCUAUCGAGAAGGAAAAAAGCGCCUCGGCGUCUUAAGUAAAGUUGGUCACAUAUUCACAGAUUGGAGUUUCCCGAGUCAAUAACUCCUGAGCUAAACACUGUUACUACACAAAACACGGUUGUAGCUGCGUCUCUACAUUACUACGAUAGAAAAGAGGUGUUAUUUGUGUAGUAACAGCGUUUAGCUCAGGAGUUAUUGACUCAGGAAACUCCAAUCUGUGAAUAUGUGACCAACUUCCUGCUCCUUCAGUUCUCUCCAGCGCUGGAAAGCUGAUCCUAUAUUAACACGUCCUACUUCUUACCUUAUCGUAAGUCUUUCUUCUCUUUCUUUCUUUGUUUUUAUCCUCCAUGUCAAUGUUAAAACCGCUUUCUGCUAAUGUCACACAUGCGCACUGAACACUCUCUCUGCCCAUAUUGACAAGACACGCCCCUUUCUGCUCAUUGGCUACACGUUUGUUUUGAUUUUUGUUUUGAUUUUUGUUUAUUAUCGGCCCGACUCAGUUUUCUGAAGCGUUUCUCAAAAAUCGGAGACCCUGCCUUUAAAGCGCUGCAGUAGAAACCUGGUUGCACCACAUGACUUUAUAGUGUUGGCAAAUCUGUGAAGUACCAGAACCGGACGCCCGGAGUCUGGAGUCGGACCCGCUACACGUUUACUAGCCUCCCUUUAACGUCGUUAACCCUCGAGUAGUCGUCUUUAUACGUUCGACACAGAUGAAACCGAUUCAUGUAGAAAUCUAAAAAGAAAACAAAAACAACUCAGAGGUUCAGACUCACAUCUGUAACUGCUCUACUGAAUGUCCAGUUAACAUGCAGCCAAAACAGCUGUCCAACUUUAAUGUAAACGUCUGUGUGUGUGUGUGUGUGUGUGUGUGUGUGUGUGUGUGAAUGUACGAUGCCGUAUUUACACUGUGUAUAUUUGAAAUCGAGAACCAGCCUCAAAAUCAAUGUAAUUAUCUACAAGACAAAUAAAAAGCUCAUUUUUUUUUGUCUAAAGCACAAACACA
This is a messenger RNA of Tachysurus vachellii, 3818 nucleotides long. It is a transcript of the gene spred2a, whose product is annotated as sprouty related EVH1 domain containing 2a. The record is from RefSeq and is a predicted model, not a curated record. The transcript is spliced from 6 exons. NCBI's taxonomy places the organism in Eukaryota, Metazoa, Chordata, Actinopteri, Siluriformes, Bagridae. Bases 422 to 1672 code for a protein of 416 amino acids. Gene Ontology annotation, molecular function: protein kinase binding. Gene Ontology annotation, cellular component: membrane. Gene Ontology annotation, biological process: negative regulation of MAPK cascade; multicellular organism development.